GGACCCCGAGCGCGAAGAGGGCGAACGCGAAGAUGCCUCGGCCGGGCCGCAACACGUACAGCGACCAGAAGCCGCCCUACUCGUACAUCUCGCUGACCGCCAUGGCCAUCCAGAGCUCGCCCGAGAAGAUGCUGCCGCUGAGCGAGAUCUACAAGUUCAUCAUGGACCGCUUCCCCUACUACCGGGAGAACACGCAGCGCUGGCAGAACAGCCUGCGGCACAACCUCUCCUUCAACGACUGCUUCAUCAAGAUCCCGCGGCGGCCGGACCAGCCGGGCAAGGGCAGCUUCUGGGCGCUGCACCCCAGCUGCGGGGACAUGUUCGAGAACGGCAGCUUCCUGCGGCGCCGCAAGCGCUUCAAGGUGCUCAAGUCCGACCACCUGGCGCCCAGCAAGCCGGCCGACGCGGCGCAGUACCUGCAGCAGCAGGCCAAGCUGCGGCUCAGCGCGCUGGCCGCCUCGGGCACGCACCUGCCGCAGAUGCCCGCGGCCGCCUACAACCUGGGCGGCGUGGCGCAGCCCUCGGGCUUCAAGCACCCGUUCGCCAUCGAGAACAUCAUCGCGCGGGAGUACAAGAUGCCCGGGGGGCUGGCCUUCUCCGCCAUGCAGCCGGUGCCCGCGGCCUACCCGCUCCCCAACCAGUUGACUAGCAUGGGCAGCUCGCUGGGCACGGGCUGGCCGCACGUGUACGGCUCGGCUGGCAUGAUCGACUCCGCCACCCCGAUCUCCAUGGCGGGCGGCGACUACAGCGCCUACGGGGUGCCGCUGAAGCCGCUGUGCCACGCGGCGGGCCAGACGCUGCCCGCCAUCCCCGUGCCCAUCAAGCCCGCGCCCGCCGCGGUGCCCGCGCUGCCCGCGCUGCCCGCGCCCAUCCCCGCGCUGCUCUCGAACUCGCCGCCCUCGCUCAGCCCCACGUCCUCGCAGACAGCCACCAGCCAAAGCAGCCCCGCCACCCCCAGCGAGACGCUCACCAGCCCGGCGUCCGCGCUGCUGUCGAGCACCAGGCUGGGGUCGGAAAGGGAAACGGAAGCGCAGCGCUAUCACACACGCCAGACGAACGUGACUAAAACCAAAGAAGUCAGGAGAAUAUUGCAGUUGUUGGAAGGAUGGUUUUCAGUGACGAGGGCACCUGACAGUCAAGUUGGUAACUAUCUGAAAGAACAAAUUGAAGGGAACUGCAGAGAAAAAGAAAAUAAGACCCAAACCCAAACCAAACCCAAGACACGAGCAGAUUUAGAGUUUGUGCCUAGAAGAAGAAAAAAGUCUGCAGCAGGCUGCAGGUGGACGUCGCAGACGAGAUCGAGAUGUGUGGUCAAUGGCCGGCUGCAGGUGGACGUCGCAGACGAGAUCGAGAUGUGUGCUCAAUGGCCGGCCCCUGUUCAGGAAUUUGUGUUUGACCUAUUGACCCAGCGGGCUGCCACCCGCCCUGUCCACCUGCCUGGAGAGUGUAUGAGGUCCUGGCUAGGACCACCAGAUCUGCUCUUCUGUGGGCUAGGAGUGGGGAGGGAGAUACACAGAGAGAUGUACAAUGAGGAGGAACGGCAGAUGUCACAGAGUCACCCAAUAAUGGCUACCCAGGGCCUGCUGAGGUUCCUAGCUGGCCCGGUCCCUUCCUAG
This is a messenger RNA of Chinchilla lanigera (long-tailed chinchilla), 1616 nucleotides long. RefSeq names its product forkhead box B1 (gene Foxb1). Lineage: Eukaryota; Metazoa; Chordata; Mammalia; Rodentia; Chinchillidae. Gene Ontology annotation, biological process: cell differentiation; regulation of transcription by RNA polymerase II; anatomical structure morphogenesis. The transcript is spliced from 4 exons. The record is from RefSeq and is a predicted model, not a curated record. Gene Ontology annotation, molecular function: RNA polymerase II cis-regulatory region sequence-specific DNA binding; DNA-binding transcription factor activity, RNA polymerase II-specific. Bases 33 to 1616 code for a protein of 527 amino acids.